This is a messenger RNA of Aaosphaeria arxii CBS 175.79, 1188 nucleotides long. RefSeq lists its product as uncharacterized. Lineage: Eukaryota; Fungi; Ascomycota; Dothideomycetes; Pleosporales. The transcript has a single exon. The record is from RefSeq and is a predicted model, not a curated record. The coding region runs from base 1 to 1188 and encodes 395 amino acids.
AUGGCUUCAAACGAUGACGAUAAAAAUGAGUAUCACGACGUACGCGAAUCCAUCGAACCCCACACUCCUGCAAACACAUAUCCUUGGGCACAAGUGGGGAGUUAUGAAGACGACAACGAUGAUGGUUAUGUUAUGCAAGAGCCGAGCCCCAAGGAAGAUGACGAUGAUGGGGAUUAUAACAGCGAAGAGUGUGUCACUACAGGGCGCAGUGUUCAACAGCGAACUAGUUCCCGGAGUCGAUGGAGCUAUGUUGGGGUUUAUAGGAGGGCGGACGGGUCAGUGUGGCAGGUUGCGUCGAAUGCUUCUGGGCAUGCUCGUAGCGCUGUGGACUCUGAGGCGCCGGAUGAGCAGAAGAAGGAAGACGAGAAGGGGAAAAAGAAGAGAGCUGUGGAGAGCGAUUUCGAGUUGACGGCGUCUGAUAUCCCUGAACAACCUUGGGAUAUUGGUGCCGGUGGACGGACAACCAAAUGGACGUGUCUUAGCCGGCCGACCACUUCGUCGAGUGGAAAUCCGCAGGAGAGAGAUCGGGCACCAUCGCCUUCUUCGUUUGUUAUGUACAAAGCUGAAGACGAUGCAGCGGGAGGUCCCUCGAGCGUGUCGAAGGAAGAAUUGUCACCGGGACUUGUGAAGAGGCAUGUGGAAGGUGUUCUGGGUGAUCUUCUGGAACGCACUAUGAGUGUAGAAUCCAAGGAAGAAGAUGCACCGCCCGCAGGACACGACAUUCACAGAGCUCGAUCUUCCGAUAAAUCAAUCUCUCCCGACCUGGAAAACGCCAGAUGCCAAUCUAGGUUGCUGCAGGCCGCACUGAACGACGGAACGCCGCCUAAACAGAAUCGACGUGGAAGCCUCCUAUCUCGACGAGACAAUCCCAUCCCCAUGUCUGAACUCGAUCAGCCUCUACCACCUCCAAGAGGAGACUUCAAGCCCCAUGUACCCGACCUGGCCACAGUCCGUGGUGUCCCCGGCGCUGAACGUGUUGGGAGCUGCGGACCAGCACUUUCUCCCAGCGGCAACGAAUCCGAUUACCACAACGCUCCAUCACACCAAUCUCCCACCAAUCCCACAGACACCAACGUCAAGCACAACCGUACCGCCAACAGUACAGAUUCCAGCGCCACCAUACCCAUCCCCGGACGCACCAUCCAUCCCAGACUCCCUCCCUUCCAUCAUUCCCUUCCACCAAGAUGA